Salvelinus fontinalis (brook trout) is the source of this 3268-nucleotide messenger RNA. It is a transcript of the gene ptbp2a, whose product is annotated as polypyrimidine tract binding protein 2a. Gene Ontology annotation, molecular function: mRNA binding. The coding region runs from base 208 to 1695 and encodes 495 amino acids. Gene Ontology annotation, cellular component: nucleus. The transcript has 14 exons. NCBI's taxonomy places the organism in Eukaryota, Metazoa, Chordata, Actinopteri, Salmoniformes, Salmonidae. Gene Ontology annotation, biological process: mRNA processing; regulation of RNA splicing. The record is from RefSeq and is a predicted model, not a curated record.
AGUCCCUCCAUUUUGUUUUCUGUUGUUGGCAAGAGAACAUUGCAGAAAACUGUGUCGUUUAGAAGGAUUUUCUGGCAAUGGACGGAUAGCCACGGCACUAGCCAGUGAAGUUGCGCAUCUUACCAUGGUAUUGGAGAUGUUGCAGUUGGCGUAAAGAGAGGAUCAGAUGAGCUGCUGUCAAGCAGUCUCUACAACAGUGGCUCUGACAUGAGCAGUAUCAGUGAUGGUACGUCCAAUGGGAGUGACAGUAAAAAACUGAGAGUGGAAGACAGGAUGGAGGCUCCUCCUUCUCGUGUGUUGCACAUCAGAAAACUGCCCAACGAAACUUCAGAAACGGAGGUCAUUGCCCUGGGGUUACCUUUCGGGAAGGUCACCAAUAUCCUAACUCUGAAGGGGAAAAACCAGGCUUUCUUGGAGCUGGGGACAGAGGAAGCGGCAAUUACCAUGGUCAACUACUACUCUACUGUGACACCGCAUGUUCGUAACGUCCCCGUAUUCAUCCAGUACUCCAACCACAAAGAACUCAAAACAGACGCCGGAAACCAGCGGGCCCAGGCGGUCCUGCAGGCGGUGUCAGCGGUCCAAGGAGGCGGUACCCCUACAUCGGGUUCAGAUCUGGCUCUAACAGCUGCAUCCAGCCCUGUGCUCAGAAUAAUCAUCGACAACAUGUUCUACCCAGUCACUCUGGAUGUGUUGCAGCAGAUCUUCUCAAAGUUCGGCACGGUCAUGAAGAUAAUCACAUUCACCAAGAACAAUCAGUUCCAGGCCCUGCUGCAGUUCAACGACCCAUCUACCGCACAGCAAGCCAAAAUUGCCCUGGAUGGUCAGAACAUCUACAACUCGUGCUGCACGCUCCGCAUCGAUUACUCCAAGCUGGUCAACCUGAACGUCAAGUACAACAACGACAAGAGCCGUGACUACACCCGGCCAGAGCUCCCCGCCGGGGAUGGACAGCCUGCCAUGGACCCCAACAUGGCUGCUGCCUUUCAAGGCAAGGACUCCAACUCUCUGCUUGGUAAGAUCCCAGGUGCCCUGAGCCCGCUGAAUGCUGCGGCGGCGGCGGCUGCUGCUGCAGGAAGGGUGGCUCUGUCUGGUCACUCUGGCUCCAGCGGCGUGCUCCUGGCCUCCAACCUCAAUGAAGAGAUGGUUACGCCCCAAAGUCUGUUUACUCUCUUCGGGGUCUAUGGGGACACCCAGAGGGUGAAGAUUCUUUACAAUAAGAAGGACAGUGCUCUGAUACAGAUGGCCGAUGCCAGUCAAGCCCAGCUAGCGAUGAGUCACCUGAACGGUCAGAAGAUGUAUGGGAAGGUCAUCAGGGUGGCUCUGUCCAAGCACACCUCAGUGCAGCUGCCCAGGGAUGGACUGGAUGACCAGGGCCUCACCAAGGACUUCACCAACUCCCCCCUGCACCGCUUCAAGAAGCCCGGCUCCAAGAACUUUCAGAACAUCUUCCCUCCCUCCACCACCCUCCACCUCUCCAACAUCCCAACGGACGUAACUGAAGAAGACCUGAGACUACUGUUCUCCAAUGCCGGGGGCACUGUGAACGCAUUCAAGUUUUUCCAGGAUCACAAAAUGGCGCUGCUCCAGAUGUCGACGGUGGAAGAGGCCAUCCAGGGUCUGAUUGACCUCCACAACUACAACAUGGGUGACAACCACCACCUGAGAGUGUCCUUCUCCAAAUCCUCCAUCUAAACCAGCAUAAUGAUCCUCCACAACAUCGCUUUCUGUUUCCAAAUGGCUUUAGGCCGCCGUUCGUUUAUCCUGUUCACUCUUUCUGGACUGGGGGACCACAUUUUGACCUCAUUGUAGUUCUUUCUAUUUUUUCUUUCUACGUUUUAUCAGUCAUUCCUUCAGAGAGAACCAGAAACUAAAAUGUGUAUUAAAAAUAAGUUGUUUUACUUGUAUGUUUUUGAGGACAUUUUACCCCCUUCACCUAACCCCUGUGUAAGUCCCAUAUUCCAUUUGUAUGAUAGGCAAACCAUUUCCUUUUUCCAUCUUCUUAUUAUGAAGGGUGGAUAAAUGGACUUUGGCGUCUAUUAUGAUUAGUUACAUAAGAUAUGUGCCUUACCUGACAAUAUCAACUCUUUUUACAUUUAAAUAUUUACACGAAUCCCUGCAGUCAGAUUUUGAGGCACAUUAAUUUUGAUGUGUAAGAUUUGUUUAAAACAUGAUUUCUGUUCUCCCAUGUGACUGUGCAGUUUGAACUUCUGCCACCCAAAAAGCUCCUUUUCAGUUGCAGGUGUUGAAUUUGUGCCGGAUUUUAUUUUGUUAAAGUCACUAUAGUUGUUGUGGAGUGGGGGAACCAUAUGAGAUUGAAGUUGAAUUAGUCUUUUUACAACCAUUUUUUGUGCUAAUUUGGACGACCGUGCUUGAGGUUUCUUGCGAACAGACAACCAACAAUGCAGAUUUAAUCCAAGUUUCCAUCUGUGUGAUCAUUUUAACUGUUUUUGUUUCCACAAGUCAUCCAUUUACUAAAAUAGUCAAUGUUGCUGUUCUUUAGAUGUUAGUUUUCCUUACCUACCUUUUUUUGAUGUACAAUGGUAGAAGUUGAGUGGUUUCCUAAGCAUGUACUGCCUGGUCUAGUUAUUGGAAUUAAAAGUUGGUAGUACUUUAUUCAUUUGAACUGUACUUCAUAACUGUCAUUGUCCUACAGAUGAUGAAACAAAUGUCAUGGCAAUAUUAUGAAGUACAGUUCCAAUAAAGUGUUACAAAAAAUCUGCUGUUGCAUGCGUUGGAAGAGGCUAAUAGAAGAGUAUCUGUAGUGACGUCAACGUGUUGCAGUUUACUGAUGAAGGUUGGGACCAAAGUGUAUGUGCCUUAGUUUUAAUUUACAUCGCAUCGCCAAGGAAAGGAACAAUAUUUUAGUGACCCGCUGAUAUAUUUUGUAUAUCUGAACAAAUAAGAUACAGGACCUGAUUCAGAAUCAACCACCUUCAUUCCUUCUAUGGUUAUUUUAAGCUGAUAUACAUGUAAUACCCACAAUUGUUUGAUGAAUCCCACAACCUCAACUUUCUAGAAAACGAGAUUCUGUUUUUCAAGAGAAGUCAUGUAUAUUUUCUAUCAGUUACAUUUUUACAGCUCUAGAAAUGUAAUAUUCAGAUAUAGUUUGGAAGCGGCACAAUUAAAAUAAUUUUCUAACAAAGUCGGGAGAUUUGGUCUGACUUAGUAGUUUUGAGAUUUUUUUCUUCUCCACUUUAUCUUCUCUCUUGUGUGUACUUUGCUUUACCUGUGUAGCAUGGUCAAUAAACUCUUCUGUAGGUCUGUA